Molecule: messenger RNA, 1444 nt
Organism: Phaeodactylum tricornutum CCAP 1055/1
Lineage: Eukaryota; Bacillariophyta; Bacillariophyceae; Surirellales; Neidiaceae
Exons: 2
Coding region: 59-1444 (461 amino acids)
Source: RefSeq, a predicted model, not a curated record
UACCCAGGCGAACCCCGCGCUUCAUUGCACAACAGCGCCAGAGGUGUAGACGAACCCGAUGGCUCCACGCUUACGCACACGGUUGUUGGUCGCCACCACUACUCCGACGGAAGGAUGCACGCGGACGUCGAGAAGCGACGGUCUCGGUACACCACCACGACCCACAUCGGAGGCGGUGUCCGCAUCGACGGCCACUACACUCCCCUCCUCGCCCCGUAACCGAUCCAUGGCGACCGGCAUGGUUUCCUCCCAAGGGAACGUGGAGAAUUUGCAAGAGAGUCCCACCGCGACGACGACGUCCCCGGAAGAAUCGGCCCUCGCCCGCACCACGACGGCGGUCCUUCCGCAGUCUCCUCCAACGACCACGCGAGUCACGCCCCAGAAGGAAACGUCCCCGCUGUCAACCACGGAAUCCAUCCAAAGUCCGGAAACACUCCUCCACAAAGACUCGCGUGACGCUACGAAAGCACCAAUCGUCUUUCAACGCACAAUGUCCAGUUUUAUUCGGGUCGCUGACUUGAAGCUUGACGAUGGGACGAUUUAUACGGACGAAGACGAAGACUUGUUGUCGGACGACGAUGCGGUGCCCAAUUUCCACACUACGUCGGUCGACCCCCCGCCCGGAGUCAUCCUGGAUCCGAAGGAACGUUGGGUUGCGUUGGACGACGGCACCGGCCGACACGCCCCCAUUGCACCCCACGUCGUUCGCGCACUCGCCAACGUGGGCAAAUCCUACGCCUUUGAUCAGACGCUCUGGACUCCCGACGGGAAAACGGCCAAGGUUGUCAAGCACAACGCGCCGGGAUGGCACACGCAAACGUGGCGGACCGACGGGGUUUGGGAUUGUCAACAGUGUGUUUCCGAGGACGUACUCGUGUGGUCCGGAGUCUUCCCCACCGGAUUUUACGGCAGUGAUCUACCGGCCGUGCGAUCCGCUUCCGUCAUUAAUAUGUCACCACAGGACUUGGUGGAUUUGUUAUUGGACUCCUCGCGAGUCCAGGAGUACAACAAACUCAGUUUGGGACGCAUUGAUUUGCUCACGUUGCAAGCCACCAUGGAGGACGGUCCGUUUGGCGGGAUUACCAAAGUCAUGCGCAGUGAAAGCAAACCACCGCUGGUACGCAAGACUCUCCAGUUUACCAGUAUCUGCCACGUUCGCAAGCUGGCCGACGAUUCCGGCUACAAGAUUGUGUCCCGCGCGGUCACGAUGCCGACCGCCGCGGACCAGCAAUCCACCAGUGGGAUUGGUGCGGUCGGCCCCGUCAUGCACAGCGAAAUUUUGCUCGGCGUCAAUAUACUGAAACGGAUCGAAGGGGCGCCGAAUCAAACGGGACUGGUAACGGUCAACCACAUUCGAUCCCCCAUGGUACCCAUGAUGAUUGCCAAACGUAUCGGCUUGCAGGCUUCGUACAACUUUGUACACGAUUUGCGGCAAUGCUGUUGA